Molecule: messenger RNA, 1534 nt
Organism: Nelumbo nucifera (sacred lotus)
Lineage: Eukaryota; Viridiplantae; Streptophyta; Magnoliopsida; Proteales; Nelumbonaceae
Product: pfkB-like carbohydrate kinase family protein
Biological process (GO): fructose metabolic process
Cellular component (GO): cytosol
Molecular function (GO): fructokinase activity
Source: RefSeq, a predicted model, not a curated record
CUCCUCUGCUUUUGUUAUUAUUUCACCAACAUCUUCCCUUCUUCCUGUCUUCCACCGGAUCGUCCUCUGUUUUCGCUCCUGUUUCUUCUUCUUCUUCUUCUUCUUCUUCUUCUUCUUCUUCUUCUUCUUUCUUCUUGUUUUUGUUACUGUUUCAGUUUCUAUAUUUGCUCUCCUUCGCGCAGUGUUAAGACUCUCGCACGUUAGCAUCAAGAUGGCUCAACGCACUUCAGAUGCAUCUAAAUCUCUUCCUGCUGAUAAAAGAGGGGGGACCCAAGGAAAUAACUCACUCGUUGUUUGUUUUGGGGAGAUGUUGAUAGAUUUUGUUCCAACUGUUAAUGGAGUUUCACUUGCAGAAGCACCUACAUUUAAGAAAGUUCCAGGUGGGGCUCCAGCUAAUGUUGCUGUUGGGAUAUCAAGACUGGGAGGAUCAUCAGCUUUUAUUGGCAAGGUAGGUGAUGAUGAGUUUGGGCACAUGUUAGCUGACAUUUUGAAGCAAAAUAAUGUCAACAUUUCUGGCGUGCGGUUUGAUUCUGGUGCACGGACUGCUCUAGCAUUUGUUACACUUAGAGCUGAUGGCGAGCGAGAAUUUUUGUUUUUCCGCCAUCCAAGUGCAGAUAUGCUUCUUCGUGAGUCAGAACUUGAUGUGGGCCUUAUUAAGAAGGCAACUAUCUUUCAUUAUGGCUCAAUUAGUUUGAUUGAGGAACCAUGUCGUUCAACACAUCUUUCUGCAAUGAACAUUGCAAAAAGGUCCGGUAGCAUCCUCUCUUAUGAUCCAAAUUUGAGAUUGCCACUAUGGCCAUCAGCGGAGGCUGCUAGGCAGGGCAUAAUGAGUAUAUGGGACCAAGCAGACAUCAUCAAGAUAAGCGAGGAAGAAAUCUCAUUCUUGACGGGAGGUGAUGAUCCUUAUGAUGAUAAUGUGGUGUUAAAGAAGCUUUUCCGUCCUAAUCUUAAACUUUUGCUUGUAACUGAAGGGCAAAAAGGAUGCAGGUAUUACACCAAGGAAUUUAAGGGUAAGGUUGGUGGUGUUAAAGUUAAAUCCAUUGACACAACUGGUGCUGGUGAUGCAUUUGUCAGUGGGAUACUGAGCAGUUUGGCAUCUGACCUAAAUCUGUAUAAGGAUGAGAAGCGGUUAAGGGAAGCUAUUUUAUUUGCAAAUGCCUGUGGUGCCCUCACGGUUACAGAAAGAGGAGCAAUUCCUGCCAUGCCCACAAGACAAGCAGUCCUUCAAAUCUUGUCCACAUAAGAUGCAUGAUCAGAAAGCAUCAUCCCUCAUGUGAAUUGUAUCCAACUAAUGUUGUUUGAGUUUCCCUUUCCAAGGCUUGAUCUCUGUUCCUGCCUUGCCCACAAGAGAUGCACUCCUUCAAAUCUUGCCCAAGCUAGAUGCAUGAUCAGAAAGCAUCAUCCCUCCUUUAAAUUUGUUGUAUCCAACUAAUGCAGCUUGAGAUUCCUUUCUAAGGAGUGAUAUCUGUUCUUCAUUUGGUUCUUUUUUCAGUCCCAGUUUGUCACUUAAGCAAAUUGGUACGGCCAUUGAUUU